Molecule: messenger RNA, 6253 nt
Organism: Nylanderia fulva
Lineage: Eukaryota; Metazoa; Arthropoda; Insecta; Hymenoptera; Formicidae
Gene: Pgant9
Product: polypeptide N-acetylgalactosaminyltransferase 9
Biological process (GO): protein O-linked glycosylation
Cellular component (GO): Golgi apparatus
Molecular function (GO): polypeptide N-acetylgalactosaminyltransferase activity
Source: RefSeq, a predicted model, not a curated record
GUCGCCAGGUUCAGCGCCUUUCUCCAAAUACCGAUUUCACGUUAGAUCGUGGCACGAUAGAGAAAUCUCUCUUCGGUUCCGGUUUAUCUUAUCGCGUCAGCGACACUCGAUCACUUGUUUAUCGUAUCUUUAAUAAGGUGUUACAUCAUAAAGAAGUCGGGUUUUAUUAGUAUUUUUUUACUUUUGCUCACUCCGAGAACAAAUUGCACGCGAGAAAGUGCCAACGUGGUGCAUUUCAUUGAUAGUGGAGUGAUAUUCGAAUGGCAUUCUGUUCUGUAAUUUGGCAUUGAUAUGUAUUUAUAUAUACGUGAACGGAAGUAAAUAUUCAACGUAUUUGAAAUGCAACAUUUAUUUAAACAGGAUCGGAGUGAAUGUUUCAUUGAAAUGUGCUCGUCCUACGUAAUUAUAUAAGAUCGAAUUAAUUGACCAACGUACGAGAGCGAACAACGAGGCUUUCACUUUAUUCGGGAACCAAAAAUCCUCUAAUUGGAACGAGCUACGAGCAGCGCAUGAUAUCAGAAUGCGGUGAUGGAAAAAAACAUUCGACCUGAAAAUAUACAUAUCGCAACGGUACAUAUGUAUGUGGAUUAUUAAUCAGAAGACUAUAAUCAUAUCCACAUAUCUACGGACGCUAUAACCCGUAUUAAUAUUGUACAAGAUUUUACGACGUUUCGUGUUGGAGUAAAAACAAACGUGACAUAUCGAUCGCCAAACGUAUCAGAUUCUAUCACACAAACCUCGAUAAACGUUUGAAACGUUUGAAUCUAAACUACUGCAAAAUUAGUGUAACGUAAUCCGUCGGUACAAUUUAUCGCAUUUCUCUCGUGUGAUACAUCGAUAUCGAGAGAUCGAUCGAUUUUCAAGAAUAAUUUACAGAAAUGGACGAUGUUCUGUGACACUUAGAAAAAGUUGCAAGAUGUUACACGUCAGUCAGUCGUCUGACAUUUUAGUAUAAAAUAUCGCUCGUCGGAGAAGAGGACGCUGUAAUUCCCGCUGUGGAAACUUCUGACGCGAUCACUCGUGAAAGGGAAGCAGCAGUUUUCCGUGCCGAUCUCCUUCUCUCUUUCUCUCCACUCGCGCACACGAUUAAUUAACGUCCUCGAUCCUCGGUAGAAAGGAGGAACUGAUCUGGACCUUUCGACGUCAUUCGGCGAGCCCGGUCGCAGGAAGGUCGCAGAGCCAGAGACGAGAGGAUGUUGCUGAGGUAACACGACAUUUCGAGGCCGCACGAGAAGCACGAUAAUCGCAGGACGCAGGACGAAGGUGUCGAUAAUCGCAGCAGGAGGCGGGCGAGUACGCGCACAAAGGAAGGAACGAAGAGGAGCCCGGACAGGAGAUGGGCUUUCCGAGGAGAAGGUCGUUGUGGCUGAAGGUGGCGGUUCUGGCAACCGCCGUGUGGGUGACCGUCUGUUUCCUGCUCUACACCGAGGAUCGGGCAGCCGCCGUUCAGGGGUUGGCGCCAUCGGGGGUUGCGAUGCCACAGCAAGCGAACGGCUUUGUGCCGCCCGCGGCGCCAUUUAGAAAAGAGACGUCCGGGAACGUAUUCAGCAACAGGGCGAAGAUCAAUCAGGCCGGACCGGAGCAAGGUGGUGGAGUACUGGCUGUACCACGGGAUCCGGAUGCUGUCGCACCCGGCGAGAUGGGCAGGCCCGUGAUACUGCCGACCAACAUGUCCGCACAGACCAAGAAGCUGGUGGACGAUGGCUGGCUCAAUAAUGCGUUUAAUCAGUACGCCAGUGAUCUCAUUUCCGUGCACAGGUCCUUGCCCGAUCCACGUGACCAGUGGUGUAAGGAGUCUGGUAGAUACUUGAAGGACCUUCCACCUACAGCGGUAAUUAUUUGCUUCCACAAUGAAGCUUGGUCCGUGUUAUUGCGUACCGUGCAUUCCGUUCUGGACAGAUCGCCGGAGCAUCUCAUACAAGAGAUCAUUCUUGUGGAUGAUUUCUCUGAUAUGCCUCAUCUGAAACGUCAGCUGGAAGACUAUAUGAUGAAUUAUCCGAAGGUGAGGAUUAUCAGGGCGAAUAAACGAGAGGGCCUUAUCAGGGCACGCUUGUUAGGGGCCGCGGCGGCCAAGGCGCCUGUACUCACGUAUUUGGAUAGCCACUGUGAGUGCACGGAGGGUUGGUUGGAACCUCUUCUGGAUCGGAUCGCACGCGAUCCGACAACGGUAGUUUGUCCGGUGAUCGAUGUUAUAGACGACACCACCCUAGAAUACCACUGGCGCGACUCGGGCGGCGUAAAUGUCGGCGGAUUCGAUUGGAAUCUUCAGUUCAAUUGGCACGCGGUGCCGGAGAGGGAGAAAAAGAGACACAAAAAUCCAGCCGAACCCGUUUGGUCGCCAACGAUGGCUGGCGGCCUAUUUUCGAUAGAUCGAGCCUUUUUCGAGCGGAUCGGCACGUACGACAGCGGGUUCGACAUCUGGGGCGGCGAAAAUCUUGAAUUAUCCUUUAAAACCUGGAUGUGCGGAGGCACCCUGGAAAUCGUGCCGUGCUCGCACGUAGGUCACAUCUUUAGGAAACGUUCGCCUUACAAGUGGCGCAGCGGCGUGAACGUGCUCAAGAGGAACAGCAUAAGGCUGAGCGAAGUGUGGCUGGACGAGUACGCCAAGUACUACUAUCAGAGGAUAGGUCACGACAAGGGGAAUUACGGCGACGUAUCGGAGCGAAAGACCCUUAGGAAGAAACUGGGAUGCAAGUCGUUCAAGUGGUACCUAGACAACGUUUACCCAGAACUCUUCAUUCCGGGUGAGGCGGUUGCCUCGGGAGAGGUCCGGAACCUCGGCGAGGGCGGAAACACCUGUCUGGAUUCGCCUGCUCGCAAGGCCGACUUGCACAAGCCGUGCGGACUCUAUCCCUGCCAUCGACAGGGUGGAAAUCAGUACUGGAUGCUCAGUAAAACGGGUGAAAUACGUCGGGACGAAUCGUGCCUGGACUACAGCGGCAGCGACGUAAUUCUCUAUCCUUGCCACGGUAGUAAAGGGAAUCAACAAUGGAUUUAUAGUCCUCAGACUAAUCACAUCAGGCACGGCAGUAGCGACAAGUGUCUGGCGAUCACAGAAAGCAAGCAGCAACUGGUGAUGGAAGAAUGCUCAGCCAGCGCGCCGAGACAGAGAUGGUCCUUCGAGAAUUACGACCCGUCGAAGCUGUGAUACCGCGCCUUCUCACGUCGUCAUUCGCACAACAAUGUUGGUCAGGUCGGCGGACCAUCUUGGCUGCCAGGGAAACGAUACUCAAUCGCCAAGACUCGCUUCGGCAGAUAAAUAUCUCGCAAUAUUCCAAAAUAUAUCGAGGAGAAAUCUCUCCCGAAACCAUUCCAGAUUGCUUGAACGAUCGGGACAAACUCCACGCAAUUCCUAAGAUAUUUUCGUCGAGGAACAAUUGGAGACGAAACAAAAAAGUUCAUCCACCAUUUCAUCGACGAGGACGAUGAACGAAGCGGAAGAUCGCGAUGCAACGAAACAUUCGCGAGGACAAUAUACUUAGAAAAGAAUUUUUUUACUCAAGAAAUUGCAUUUAAUUAGAAUAACUUUUGAGCGCCACGUGGUAUGUUGAUUUUUGAGUUGUAGUUGUUAAGUAUUUCAUAGUAUUGCGAAAGAUUGGCCCGGAUAGGAUCAUGAACGAACGUGAUCGUAUCGACCUUCGAAUAGGCUCUCGAUCGUCACUUUCGUUCGCUGAUCGUUCGCGCUUCCACGAGGAUCAAGGAAGCGGGAUACUCGGUGCCAUCGCAGGAACGUAUCGAUUUUUUGCGAGCGAAUCGUCGAUUGUAGAGAUGACAAAAUGAGUAGAUUGUAGUGAAUAAUUUUUCUUACAUAUCGCGCCUCGACACAAUUUCCAAGAACAAACUGUCUCCAAAAUGUCUUCGAUAAGUCUGAACAAAUGCAAUGGUUAUUUUUUAGAAAGCGUCAAGUGCCAAAUUUAAAAUAUUCUCGUCGUAAGAGAGACUCGUUCUAAUUUUAGUGGCAAACUCUCCGGUGCAAUUAAAAUAACGAGCACGUAUCGCCGUUAAAGAAAACCUGUAAUCGCGUGCACCGAAUGAUUUAAGGAGAUCGUAUUAGACGAUAUUUGCGCAGUCAUACUCUUUUAUUAACUCAGAGUGCCAUGUGCGAGUUCGAAAGAAACGCGACAGAAAUUAUAACUCUCUUAACGCAAGUUGCGUUAGAAAAACUGAAUUUGUUCUAUCAUGCAACAGCUUACAAAAUAACAUGCAUUUGAAGAUGGUUUAUUCUCAAUUUUCACGAGUUAUCUUUGAUGAUUUAUUGAUACUCGGGGAAUUUUUAAGACGAUAACUGUUUGUAUCUAUUGUCAAUGCAGACAAAAACGACAGAUCUUUACUAUUCAUUACAAAGACGUAUGCAUGAUAAUUUUGAUCGAUCAUUACCAUUAUUUCGCAUGUUAAAAAAUAGUUUUUAGAGAUGAGCGUCAUAUUGCAUCAGUCGACGAUUCGACGAUCCGCGAUGACAUUCGUUGAUCGCCCAACGUUAAUCUUUCUUACAAUCUUUUCGGGGAUAAAGUUUGCAUUCCAGAACCGCCGAAACGAUAAAUCGAAGACGGCGACGUUUGGCGUAACAAAAAUAAUUUUUUUUUUUUUUAGUUUUUUAUUUAGAUAUUUGUAGGCAAUUUUAAGGGAAGCUUAGAGGAAAAAGAGAGCGACGAAACAUUCCGAAGACACAGGCGAAUUGUUUCAUCCUGUUUGUACAUUCGUGUAAGAUACGAUGUCUUGAUGCCAGUUCAGGAUAUAAGUACCGCCUAAGUAAGUCUAAGGGAGUGUUCUAAAUGUGUGAACAUGCAUAUGAGCUAUUAAUCCGUGGACUUCUCUUAUCUUCGCUUUCGACAGUCGCGAACGCGAAUGACUCGUGAUUGUGAAUCAGCGAUUAGAGUUGGAUGUAUAAAUCUGCUAAUGAAUACUUCACAAAAAGAGUAUACUUUUAUAGAGAAUCAUGAGUUUUUUGUUAUAAUUUUAACUACAUAUCACGAUACAAGCGAGAGUUGUCGUAAAAAAAUAAUACAUAUUUUGAAAAAAUGAGAUUAUGAUUAUUAACAAGACUUUUUACUUGUUAGUUAUAAUUAUAAAUUUAUAAGAUGUUUUUCUAGAAAAAUGUCUAGUAUAUAAUUACGGCGUAAUCUGACAACUUUUGUGCAAUUCUUCAGGCAUUCUAGUUUAAGACGCAACAAAAAUGAUUUUUGCGUGCCAACAAAAUCGUAGAUAUCGCUACAGAUAUGCGGAAACACUUAUGACAUCGUCGACGUUUUUGUUAUUUUGAAAGAGUGUGUUAUUUGUAAAUUUUGUACGAGUUUUCAUCAUGGGAUGCAAUUUUAUACAUAUCUAUUUCUUUUUCGUUAAAUUGUAUAAAAAAUUUAUUUAAUACUUCUUUAAAAAAAAGCUAAAAAUAUGUAGCGAUCGAAAUUUCAAUAUUAUGUAUGCAUCUUUUUUUUCUAAAGAGGAAAUUAUUUAUAAAAAAAUAACGUGAUAGGUUAUUUAUAAAACAUGUACGUAUAUAUUCUGUUAAAAUCAGUCGAAUGAGAUGUUCAGAAAUCGUAACGAAAAAUGAGUAGCUACUGUUCACACUUUUCGUGGACGGAAUAAAUCGCGUCGCGUUUCAGGUUUGCGAUUUCGCGUGUAAUUAGUCGUGAAUGUACGAAUGCGUUAAUAUAUGGUUAAUUGUGUAAAAGACUCUAAAAGAAAGAAAGAGAGAGAAAGAGAGAAGCAGCGAGUUAGCGUUAACCCGUGUAUGAAUGUGCGCUUAAUUAGAUACGACUAACUAGCGGUUUUCAUCUUAGAACUAAUCAAGUUUCUCGAAACCGCAAGUUUUGCCAAUGCGAGACACAAGACACGUUGAAUAGCUUAGGAAGUGUGAUUGUAUGUCGCGAAUAAUCUCAGGCGAGGGAAAUCGCUUCACGAUUGUCCGAUGUUGAUGACCGAAACGAGAGCAGAUUACUCGCGAGUGCAUGUCGACGAAAUUUAUACAGAAUAUAUAUAUAUAUAUAUAUAUAAUAUAUGACAUUUUCUACGUUUGGUAAGGACGUUGCAUAUCGUAAAGGAAUGGGAGAUGAGAUUGAUAGUAAUAAAAAAAACGUGAAUCACCGCCGGAACAACGUUUCCUGCGCACGGCGCGCGUUUAAUUAAUGUAAUAUCGAACGUGCCUUAUUUCGUGUAUAUAUAAAUAUUACUAUAUCAUUAUAUAUAUACAUUACUACGAACCUCUAUCAUAACGUGCAAGUAUUUGUGUUGAAUAAAUCGAUGUUGUUUUAUGUUA